AAUUGACAGAUGUACAAAAACCCAAGUAGCUUCCACCUGGCAACCAUGCAAGCAGGAUUUUGACUCCUUGUUAGCCCACGUCAGGAACUCCACCAAACAUUCCAGAUUUCUACACUAGAAAGAAGGGGGGGAAAAAAAAGAGAUUAUGCAUUUCAGUAUCCAACAGAAGAGUCCAUCUUGAUCUGAUCUCAAACGAGAGAGAACAUCUAAGAACAUCGUCCUGUUUCCACAGACGUGUCGCUGAAUGCGACCGUUUCACCACUUAGACACUCCAGCUUCCUGCCACCUACAUCUCCACGUGUCGUCCCUGCCUUUCCCUUUAAAGAGAGAAUGCCCUUCUUCCUCGCUUAAUCAGCUACAAAAAGGGCAUGUUGCUGUCUAGGAAGUUAACGUCGUUGAUCUCCACGUCUCGAUCUGUCAUCCCAUCGUUCAGAAGUUACCACAAACCAGCACUACUCCCGGCUCUAUCAUUCCCUUCGCAGAGAAGCUCCAACUCGUGUCAGACUGUGAGAAUGGCUUCAGGUGGCAGCGAUCGGACCUUCCCUCCUCAGCAGCAGAAGGAUCAGCCUGGGAAAGAACAUGUUAUGGACCCCACCCCUCAGUUCUCCAGCACUGAUUACAAGCCCUCCAAUAAGCUUCAGGGGAAAGUGGCCCUGGUGACGGGAGGAGACUCGGGAAUCGGGCGAGCAGUCUGCCACUCCUUCGCCCUGGAAGGCGCCACAGUUGCCUUCACGUACGUGAAGGGCAAGGAAGACAAGGACGCCGCAGACGUCCUCCAGCUGCUGAAGAAGGCCAAAACCCCUGACGCCAAGGACCCCAUCGCCAUCCCCGGUGACUUGGGAUUCGACGAGAACUGCAGGAGAGCCGUCGACCAGGUCGCCAACGCCUAUGGCAGGAUCGACAUCCUUGUCAACAAUGCCGCCGAGCAGUACGAGUCGAGCACCGUCGAGGAAAUCGACGAGCCGAGGCUCGAACGAGUGUUCCGUACCAACAUCUUCUCCUACUUCUUCAUGACCCGGCACGCUCUUCAGCACAUGAAGGAAGGGAGCGCGAUAAUCAAUACCACGUCGAUCAACGCGUACAAGGGGAACGCCGAGCUGCUGGACUACACCGCCACAAAAGGCGCGAUCGUGGCGUUCACCCGCGGGCUUGCGCUGCAGCUGGUGCAGAAGGGGAUUAGGGUCAACGGCGUUGCCCCAGGUCCGAUUUGGACGCCCUUGAUCCCGGCGUCGUUUCGGGAGGAGAAAGUGACGAGCUUUGGGAAGCAGGUGCCGAUGCAGAGAGCUGGACAGCCGGUGGAGGUGGCGCCGUCGUAUGUUUUCCUCGCCUGCAACCAUUGCUCGUCUUACAUCACCGGCCAGGUCCUUCACCCCAAUGGUGGUGUGGUGGUGAAUGGUUGAACUGGUGAGAUAUCUCGCAAUGGCGUGCACUGCUGUUUGCGUUUAAGAUCUGGAAGACACCUCAGUCUGUAUAUGGUGAAUAAGAGCAUGAUGUAAAAUACUAAAUGUAGAAGACAAAUGUGAUAAAAAUGGAGAAGUGGUUUUAGUUUUAAAUUACAGUUUUUGCUCGUCGGUAUAAGCAGAUUUAAUCCAAUUGGGGUCCAAAUCCCACAUGCCUAAACAAACAAGUUAAUUGAUCUAAAUCACUCAUUUAAAUUACUAGGGUUUUUAAGUGAGUAAUUGAUCCAAACGACCCCAUGAUAAAAUAGUUUUAGUUUCGGUCAAUCGUUCAUUCAUUUAGAAUAGUGUUCUUUGUUUAGAAUCGUUUAGUUUCAAUAACUUGAGUUAUUAAGAGUACUUUGAUUCGUUCUCUAACAUCUUCAGUGAUGUUAGUACUGCCCUCAUCUAGCUAGCCACUCCAUUGUUCCUUCUCUACGACCUAGUGAAUGGGUUGGGUUAGUCUUACAUCAUUACUAAAAACCCUCAAAAUUCUUAAGGACUUUCCUUUUUAACUUUUCAUCUUAAAAUUGUGGAAGUUAUUACUUCCAACCUUUAGAUGUACUUAGGAUCCCCUCACUAAGUUUUUGUUACUCUCUUCAAAUUGUGGAAGUUAUUACUUCCAACCUUUAGAUGUACUUAGGAUCCCCUCACUAAGUUUUUGUUACUCGACGUCCUAAAAAACUAAACUUUAGACGUACUUAGAAUCCCCUCAUUAAGUUUUUGUUACUCGACGCCCUAAAAAACUCAACUUUUGACGUACUUAGGAUCCCCUCACUAACUAGUCCAUCCACCCAACUCAUAAUACGAGGGCCUUAAGAGCACUUUGCGAUCUUCCUUUAGACUUUUAUGGGGGAGGGGGACUGACGUUAGUGAACUACCAUUUAACCUUAAUUACAUAGUGCCCCUUAAUUACAUAGUGCCGAAGUACUAUUAAUACUUUAUCUUAAAGAUCGUAAGCACUCUAAUAGUACAACAUAAAUUUAACUGUAAUACGACUCUGGGGUGUAUUUUUAUCAAAGUCACGCAGCAAACAAGCAAUUCGAAGAUUGGUUGAACUCGAAUAAAAAACAACGCGUUCUUAAUACGAAAAUCGGAUAAAACGUAAGCAACGGACAAUUCCACACAUGGGGAAAGCUCGUAUGGUACAAAAGGGUGGCUGCUCGACCACGAUUGAAGAGAAUAUUCAAUCGAUACAAAGCUCACAAGCUUGGAAUCCACCAAACUUAAACAAGUCGCAACUUGCACAAAACCAAAUGGUUUGUUUUUCGAUUAAUCAAAGUCUUAUGUUUUUACAACGUAAAUAGAACGAUAUUUAAAGG
Molecule: messenger RNA, 2758 nt
Organism: Linum trigynum
Lineage: Eukaryota; Viridiplantae; Streptophyta; Magnoliopsida; Malpighiales; Linaceae
Source: the annotation of a GenBank genome assembly